Molecule: messenger RNA, 1710 nt
Organism: Geodia barretti
Lineage: Eukaryota; Metazoa; Porifera; Demospongiae; Tetractinellida; Geodiidae
Source: the annotation of a GenBank genome assembly
AGGUCACGUUUAGCUGCGCGCGCAAGGAGCUAGAGUGGGCUGAUGAUCUAUAGGGCUAGAGCGAUCCUCAGCAGCACAGCCUAGCAAUGGGUGACCAGUCUCUGAAGCAGUACACGUGGGAAGAGGUGAAGAAACACCGCAGUUCUGAGUCCCUGUGGAUCGUGGUGGACGGCAAAGUGUACGAUGUGACUGACUUUCUAGACGAGCACCCUGGAGGCGAAGAGGUAAUGAUGGAGCAUUCAGGCAGAGAUGCAACUGAGGCAUUUGAUGACGUCGGCCACUCGCCUGACGCGAAGGAGAUACAGAAGAAGUACCUCAUCGGCGAGGUGGUUGGGAGCCGAAGAGAGCAGGAACCAAGACCACCAGCACAGCUAGCGAGAACAGGGGUAAGGAAGAACCGUCCAGCUGGUCAACGAAAGGGCGCAUUGCUCCUUAGGAGUUCGUAUUAUGAUUGUUUCUCAUCACGUGGAAGCGGCAUGGCGACUCCGGCAGGGAAGACGUUCACGUGGGACGAGGUGGCGCAGCACAACUCUGUGUCGGCGGGCGUCUGGGUGGUGAUUGACGGCCUCGUGUACGACGUGACGCAAUUCGUGGACGAGCAUCCAGGAGGGGACGAGGUCUUGCUAGACAAUGCAGGAAAAGACGCCACUAGUCCCUUCCGCGACGUGGGGCACUCGGAUGACGCUAUUCGCCUCAGAGACGGUUUCUGUAUAGGCCGGAUAGCGAGCGAUGACCCUCCGUCAGAGGAAACACCACGAUCUUCUACGUCAAGCCAGCUAAAGGCAGCUGUUGGAGUAGCUGCAGGAUUUGCAGUCCCGGCUCUUGUACUCGUGGCAGCAGUUGCAGCUGGCUACUUCAUUUACCGCCGCUUCAAGCACUAGGGACCAGUAGCCAUAGGGAGAGAGGAGGGGGGUGGAGAAGUUCGCUUAUCGCACACAAGUCUAGUUGCUCACUAUUGUCUAGUAUUAGAUGGCACUCUCUUUGGUGUCAUGUGAUCUGUAUCCAGUCUCUGAUAGGUCAGUGUGUAAAUUGUGAUAUAAUAAAUAUCAAUAAUUGAAGAAAAAUUGUGUCAAAGGAAUGAAAGAAAGAAUGCUAAUUGGAAGAGAGGAAUUAUCAGAUUGUCAACCUGUCCAGUAUAGGCUUCCAUGAUUGCCGUGGCAACCACACUUGCGCUCACCACGCCCCACUCCCUUAGUGUCGGCAUGGAAAUGUAAGGAUCCAUCAUCACAAUUGCCAGCACGGCCACCAGUUGAGUGAGGACUGACAUGGCAGAGCCCUCCACUGUCUUCUUUGUCCCUACACCACAUGAAACACUCACAUACUGUUAACAAACUACACCUUUUGGUAGAUAUUUUGGUAAAAUGACCUGGUCCCGUACACUUUUCCCCAUUUGCCAAUCAGGAAAUUGUAUUCACUGGAAACAUUUGGCCUAGAGGCAUUAAUCUAAGCAAGGCCCUAGGCACUGUGAUAUACACAGGCAAUAAAAUACUAGACAGUUUUGUUUCCACAGAAAUUCCUAAAUUUCAUCCGCACGAAGAGAACAUACCAGGCCAGAGUGUCUUUCCCAUGAGUGUACCAGCCACAGCUGCCAUUGAAUCUCCCACUCCCACUGACAAUACUCCACUGUAGAGUGACAACUUCCCCACUGGACAUCAUGGAGGGAGUGGGUGGAGCAAUGGACACAUAGGGAGAGAGAGGAAGGGAAGAUAG